Messenger RNA from Salarias fasciatus (jewelled blenny), 989 nucleotides. It is a transcript of the gene smpx, whose product is annotated as small muscle protein X-linked. The coding region runs from base 317 to 595 and encodes 92 amino acids. Lineage: Eukaryota; Metazoa; Chordata; Actinopteri; Blenniiformes; Blenniidae. Gene Ontology annotation, cellular component: M band; costamere; muscle tendon junction. The record is from RefSeq and is a predicted model, not a curated record. The transcript is spliced from 5 exons.
GGGGCGUUUCAUUUCACCACCUGAGCGCACAGGAAGCCAGUUGAGCAGCUGGGAGUGAAGCAGAGGGAGUGGAUGUUUGAGAGUGAAGGGGAAGGUGAGUGGAGAAACACAGCGGCACACAGUCAGUCCCAGAGACCAGAACUCAUUUCAGCGCUCUGAUGCUGGGUCGGGUUCCACUCAGGGAGGAGUUUCCUGUCUCUCCGAGCCAAUCAGGCCGAGCAGAAGCAGGUCAGGUAGCCGAAGAGGACCUGAGAGAGAUCAGGCAGGGCAGAGCAGGCACGCACGGCAGGAGGUCAGCCGACUCACCGGGGGGAUCAUGUCCAAACCAUCGUCCAACGUCCGGGCCCUUCAGGCUAAUCUGAACAUCCCGAUGGGAGCUCUGCGUCCGGGGGCGGGACAUCCUGUCAUCAGGAGAGAGGAGACAGCAGACACAGAGCCAACGUCAGAGGUUCCAUCGCCGGAGCAGCCAGCCGCCCCUCAGACGCCCGAGGAGAAGAAGGCGUUACCGGGAGCCGUGAAGCUUCCCGGGCCGGCCGUGAACCUCUCCGAGCUGCAGAACGUCAAGAGCGAGCUGCGAUGGGUCACCAAGGAAUAACAUGAUGCUCCGGCUAAUCUUCACAGACACAGACCAGUCUACUGCUGCUGAGGACGAACGGGGGGAAAAAAAACUCCAAAAAAAAUACAAACCCCGGUGUGUUCGGAUAACGGAGGAGUAAAUCCUCAUCAAACAUCGACUUCAAUGGACUCAGAUAGGACUCCACUCUACCAAAUCCUUCAGUUUGUUUUUUUUUUUUCUUCUUUGUUUCGUGGGGAUAUUCGAGUAAUCUAAUUUCUCUGACCAACACACUGAAGCUCCAUUUCUGCUCAUGGUUUCUACUAAUCCGACGUCCACGGGAAGCGGUUGGGGAAGGGUUCGAUUGUGUUUGCUGUUUGCUGUUAAAAUUAUAUAUUCAGAAGAAAGGUUUCAAUAAAACGAGAUGAUUUAACAA